UAAAUGUUUGGCUAAUAAUAACAACACAAUUGCAUUGAAUUUUUACAUUACAUUACAUUAGACUAGACGUGUCAUUACAUACCCGCCGCUGAAUAAGUGGACAGAAAAAAACAAAAACAAGUCAUCGACAACACCAACAACAAUGCCACUAAAACUUGACGUCCGCCGCAAACUACUGUCCCGUUCGGAUCGGGUCAAGUGUUGUGAUCUACACCCGCUUGAGCCGUGGAUGUUGGCCUCCCUAUACUCGGGUCAGGUACAUGUCUGGAAUCACGACAGCCAACAAUUGGUCAAAAGUUUCGACGUAUGCGAUGUACCCGUACGUACCGCUAAGUUUGUUAGCCGCAAAAAUUGGAUAGUGACCGGUUCGGAUGAUAUGACCAUCCGUGUGUUCAACUAUAAUACCCAGGAACGGGUCCACUCGUUUGAAGCCCAUUCCGAUUAUAUCCGAUCCAUUUAUGUCCACCCGACCCAACCGUACAUAUUGACCUCAUCCGAUGAUAUGCUAAUUAAACUGUGGAAUUGGGACAAGAACUGGGCUCAUACCCAGGUAUUCGAAGGCCAUACACAUUAUGUUAUGCAAAUUGUGGUCAAUCCGAAAGAUAACAAUACGUUCGCAAGCGCUUCCCUGGACCGUACGGUCAAAGUCUGGCAAAUGGGUUCAUCGUCGCCGAACUUUACAUUGGAAGGACAUGAAAAAGGUGUCAACUGUGUUGACUAUUGUCAUUCGGGUGAUAAACCGUAUCUGAUAUCCGGUGCUGAUGAUCGGUUGGUGAAGAUUUGGGACUAUCAGACAAAGACAUGUGUACAGACUCUGGAUGGUCACGCCCAGAAUGUUUCAUCGGUUUGCUAUCAUCCGGAAUUGCCGAUUAUUAUGACCGGUUCGGAGGACGGAACGAUGAGGAUCUGGCAUUUGAAUACCUAUCGCUUGGAGAGUACACUGAACUACGGGUUGGAAAGAGUUUGGACGAUAUGUUGUCUGAAAGGAUCGAAUGCGGUGGCCGUCGGCUACGAUGAGGGCAGUAUUAUCAUCAAAUUGGGUCGGGAGGAACCGGCAAUGUCGAUGGACAGUUCCGGUAAGAUUGUAUGGGCUAAACAUUCGGAACUACAACAGGCAAACAUCAGGGCAAUGGGUUCGGGUGGCGGCGAAUCGGGUGAUGAACUAAAAGACGGUAACGUUUUACCAUUGAGUGUCAAAGAUAUGGGCAGUUGCGAGAUAUAUCCGCAGACAAUAUCGCAUAACUCGAACGGCCGAUUUGUGGUCGUAUGCGGUGACGGCGAAUAUAUUAUCUAUACGGCACUGACCCUCAGGAACAAGAGUUUCGGUUCGGCCCAGGAGUUUGUCUGGGCACUGGACUCAUCCGAGUAUGCCGUCCGGGAAAACGGUACCAAUAUUAAGAUAUUCAAAAAUUUCAAAGAAAAACAAUCGUUUAAACCCGAAUACGGUGCCGACAGUAUCUACGGUGGCCAUAUGUUGGGCGUUAAAUCGACCGCAGGUCUAGCUUUCUACGAAUGGGAUUCGCUGGAACUGAUACGGCGAAUAGAAAUUGAACCGAAAAAUGUUUUCUGGUCGGAAAACGGCGAUCUGGUUUGCAUAGCUACCGACGAUUCGUAUUAUAUACUGAAAUAUAGUCCCGAAGCUGUAGCUAAGGCCCGGGAUGGCCGCAGCAGCGAUACGGUUACCGAUGACGGUAUUGACGAUGCUUUCGAUGUUAUUGCCGAACUACAGGAAUCGGUCCGAACUGGGCUAUGGAUUGGCGAUUGUUUUAUUUACACCAAUAGUGUCAAUCGUCUCAACUAUUAUGUCGGCGGCGAAAUUGUCACCGUUGCCCAUAUGGAUCGAACCAGAUAUUUGUUGGGUUAUAUUCCGCGGGAAAAUCGGCUCUAUUUGGGCGACAAAGAGCUAAAUAUUGUCUCCUAUUCGCUACUGCUAUCGGUUCUCGAAUACCAGACGGCUGUCAUGAGAGGCGAUUUUGCCGCUGCCGACCAAAUACUGCCGUCGAUACCCAAAGAACAGCGGACACGUGUCGCACAUUUCCUGGAAAAACAAGGUUUCAAACAGCAAGCGCUGACCGUAUCCACUGAUCCCGAACACCGGUUUGAUUUGGCCGUACAGUUGAGCGACACAAAGAUUGCCUAUCAGUUGGCACUGGACGCCCAAAACGAACACAAAUGGAAACAAUUGGCCGAAUUGGCCACCACUUUGGGUCAAUUUGAUUUAGCUCAACAAUGUCUGCACAAUGCCCAAGAUUAUGCCGGCCUACUAUUGCUGGCCACAUCAUCGGGCAAUGCAUCGAUGGUCGAAAAGUUGGCCGAUUCGGCCCAACAAAAAGGCAUCAAUAAUGUAUCGUUUUUAUCGCAUUUUAUUUUGGGUAAUACAUCGAAAGCAUUGGACGUAUUGAUCGAAACCAAUCGUUUACCUGAAGCGGCAUUUUUUGCCCGAACCUAUUAUCCGUCAAAAGUAUCGGAAGUUUUGCAACUAUGGAAAGAUAGUGUAACCGCACGGACAAAGUCGGAUAAGUCGGCCCAAGCAUUGGCCGAUCCGGUCGAGUAUGAGAAUCUGUUUCCCAAUUUUGAUGAUUCACUGAAAGCUGAACAAUAUUUGAAUGGCAAACGGCUGGUGGCGGCGGGCAAUGAUGGCCAACAGUAUGAGCGGGCAAUAAACUAUCCGAACGUACCGUACAAUCACGAACGUAAUCCGAUCGAAGAAUGGAAAGCCGAAGCUAGCGGUGCUGUCUAUAGUCCGCUACCACACCAACAACAACAACAGCAACAUUCCCGAAGUGCCAGCAAAGAGAGUGUCGACUUCGAGGAAGCCCUGUCUUCGUUGCCCAAAGACAACAGCAAAGGCGGCGAUGUAUACAAUAGUAAAUCGGCGGCAGAUGUUAUGGACAGUUCGUUAGGCGAUUUAGACGAAGACUUGGAUAAUCUGGACAUCGAUGAUGUCGACGUUGAUGUCGAUGACAUCAACAUUGAUGAGGAUCUCCUAAGUGAAGACUAAUUGAAUAAUAAUUUUUUUUCAAAUUUUAAAGUUGAGUUUUUUUUAUAAAAAUGAAAAUCUCUUUGACUUAGCAAUUGAUAUUUAAAAAG
Oppia nitens is the source of this 3090-nucleotide messenger RNA. It is a transcript of the gene beta'COP, whose product is annotated as coatomer subunit beta'-like. The transcript is spliced from 4 exons. The record is from RefSeq and is a predicted model, not a curated record. Gene Ontology annotation, cellular component: COPI vesicle coat. Gene Ontology annotation, molecular function: structural molecule activity; protein binding. Gene Ontology annotation, biological process: retrograde vesicle-mediated transport, Golgi to endoplasmic reticulum; endoplasmic reticulum to Golgi vesicle-mediated transport; intra-Golgi vesicle-mediated transport. The coding region runs from base 143 to 3001 and encodes 952 amino acids. Lineage: Eukaryota; Metazoa; Arthropoda; Arachnida; Sarcoptiformes; Oppiidae.